AUGCAGCGCACUAGUACCACAUCAGAACCACCAGAACCAUCAGAACCAUCAGAACCAUCAGACGCAUCAGAACCAUCAGACGCAUCAGACCCAUCAGAACCAUCAGGCGCAUCAGAACCACCAGACCCAUCAGACGCAUCAGAACCAUCAGAACCAUCAGACGCAUCAGAACCAUCAGACGCAUCAGAACCAUCAGACGCAUCAGAACCAUCAGACCCACCAGACCCAUCAGAACCACCAGAACCAUCAGAACCAUCAGACCCAUCAGAACCAUCAGAACCAUCAGAACCACCAGAACCAUCAGAACCAUCAGACCCAUCAGAACCACCAGACCCAUCAGAACCAUCAGAACCACCAGAAUCAUCAGAACCAUCAGACCCAUCAGAACCAUCAGAACCACCAGACUCAUCAGACCCAUCAGAACCACCAGAACCAUCAGAACCAUCAGACCCAUCAGAACCAUCAGAACCACCAGACUCAUCAGACCCAUCAGAACCAUCAGACCCAUCAGAACCAUCAGAACCAUCAGACCCAUCAGACCCAUCAGAACCACCAGACUCAUCAGACCCAUCAGAACCACCAGAACCAUCAGACCCAUCAGAACCAUCAGAACCACCAGACUCAUCAGACCCAUCAGAACCACCAGAACCAUCAGACCAUCAGAACCAUCAGAACCAUCAGAACCAUCAGACCCAUCAGAACCAUCAGAACCUACUGGUCCAGCUGAUGUAGAAAAGCCCUCAACCCAGACUCAUGUCUCAGAAAGAAUAAGGGAGUUUUUAGUCCAGUUAAACCGUGCAGGUGUGAGAACAGUACUCACUCAGGACGGUGGUGUCGAUCCGUUUGAGCUGGACGGUUCCCUCAACCUUCUUCCUGUGUUUACCCCCCUGCUCCAGACAAUCUGACCAAUCAGAGCAGAGCACGUUCUCACCUGGUUUGUCAUGAUGCAUUGUGGUCCACUUCAGUUUUUCUCUGUGUGAAACUAAACAGAACCUACGACUUUACAAACAAGUCGGUCCGUGUGACUUUAAGCUGUAACUGUUGU
Seriola aureovittata is the source of this 1045-nucleotide messenger RNA. Its product is annotated as sporozoite surface protein 2-like. Lineage: Eukaryota; Metazoa; Chordata; Actinopteri; Carangiformes; Carangidae. The record is from RefSeq and is a predicted model, not a curated record. The transcript has a single exon. The coding region runs from base 1 to 732 and encodes 243 amino acids.